Dentiscutata heterogama is the source of this 418-nucleotide messenger RNA. The record is from the annotation of a GenBank genome assembly. NCBI's taxonomy places the organism in Eukaryota, Fungi, Glomeromycota, Glomeromycetes, Diversisporales, Gigasporaceae.
AAGUUUAUAAAUGUGACUAUAAUACUACAUGUAAAUGUCCUAAACUUCCACAGGGACAAUAUUGUGGUGGUCAAAUUGUGACAACGGUAACAACAACUAAAACCGCAACCGAAACAACAACUAAAACAACAACUAAAACAACAACCGAAACAGCAACGAUAACAACAACUAAAACAACAACCGAAACAGCAACAAUAACAACAACUAAAACAGCAACCAAAACAACAACCAAAACAACCACCGUAACAAAAAGACUUCCUAUAGUAACUAUUACAAUUCCAUGUCGCCCCAUCAAUGAUCAAGGGUCACCGUCAUUUAUUAAAAUGCUUGAUAGUAUAACAGGUAUACUAGUUAUAAUUUUUGCCACAAUUUGGGUAUGUUUAUUCCAUAGACCAUCUCAGGAACGUGAUGAAAUAAG